CGUAUGCAAAUGUAUUGAUGCCAGCUUUCACCACCACCGUCCGUCCCAGCUGCUCGCCGAAAAAAUAGAAAGGACAAACGUCGAAAACGAACCAUUUGCCACGGAGGCUUCUGCGCGCCCAAGGAACAAGAGAGAAAAAACCAAAAAGAAACAUGUCAUUCCAAGGCCUGCAGGAGCGCCUGGCGCAGCUCCAGGAGACGACGUCGCAGCUCAAGACGCUGAUCGACCGCCUGGCGGGCCUCAAGUUGCAGCCCGGCUCGGUGCCGCUGGCAGACGGCGAAGAAGAUGACGGCUAUAUCGACGGCAACGUCGUCUCGGAGCUGGGCGCCGACAUCACCCAGGGGCUGCGCGAGACGGACGAGGAGCUGGAGCUGCUGCGGGAGGAGCUGCUGGACCUCCGCCCUGGCCGCCCUGGCAGCGAGGGCGAGAAGACAAAGGCUCGCCUCAAGGACGCGGCCGACCGGCUGCGCCAGGAGCUCAAAGCUUCCCGCAUAUCUUUCCGAAAAGCCCAACUAUCGGCACGAGAGAGGAUGGCCGCUGCUCUACGGGCCGAGAGGGCCGCCCUGCUGGCAUCAUACACAACACCACCCGUCUCGUCGGCUGCCACGACCCGGUCCGGUGCCUCAUCCCCUGCCCCCGCCCAGCAGCAGCAGCCCAUGCGACGACGACAGACGCUCAAGAACGACCGCGGCGGCACUGGCAGCAACAACGCUAGUAGUAGUAGCAAGGGCGACAAGGUGGUCGGGGCGGCGACGGACGUGACGGCGUCGCUGCAGCGCACGCACGACCUCAUGGCGGCGGAGCUGGCGCGGUCGGCGUACGCGGCGCAGGCGCUGGCCGAGAGCACAGCGGCGCUGCGCGAGCUCGACGACCGCUACGCCGGGCUCGACGGCCUGCUGGCCGCGUCGCGCUCGCUGCUCGGCACGCUCGUGCGCUCGCAAAAGUCGGACACGUGGUACCUGCGCACCACGCUCUACCUGCUCCUCGCCACGGCCGCCUGGCUCGUCUUCCGCCGCCUGCUGUACGGCCCGCUCUGGUGGUUCCUCUGGGUCCCGCUCCGCGUCGGCUGGUGGUCCGCCGCAAAGGGCGUCGGCGGCGGCCUGGCCCUCGUCGGCAGAAGCAGGCAGCCCGCCGCCGCGAGGAUGGAGGUCGUCGGCGCGUCCGGGAGCACCAGCGUCGUCGGCAUGGCGGGCGGCGGCGGCGGCGGCGCGGAUGCCCUGCCCACCGUGAGUGUUGCCCACGGCGGCGGCGACAAGGGGAAGGACUCGGCCGGUUCCGACUCCAUUAUGGACAAGGUCGGUAGGAUCAUCGAUGGCGACGACGGCGAUGUCGCUGCUCCGUCGGAGAACAAGGACUCGGAUGCGCCGAAUCCCAAGAAGAGAAUGUGGGAGGAGACGGUCGAAUCGGCCCAAGAUGCGUCUCAGCCAGGUGAGGGAGGCCAGACAGAAAGAGGCAGGAUUAAGGACGAGCUAUAGCAGAGUCACUUCGGGCUCAAUAUACACUGCCACAGUUAGCAGCUCAUGCGACAUUGCGAUGCAGUAAAUUCGGUGUGUUGGCACAAAGAAACGUGGUCAUUAGCGGGGCCCUGUAGAUUGCUCAUCAAGAUGCCGAACCUCCAUCGUUGCCGCCGAGGUUGACGCAGUAAAUGGGGUAAAAAGUAUGAACGAAUAUGUACACUCAGAUCCAAAUUGCUGGGUACCCAAAGACCCGAGGCUUCCAUGGCCGAAAAAAAGCCAAGCGACUGUUCGAAAAUUCAAACUUGCCUCUCUCUCCCAUUCCCCCCGCGUUCGUUCGUCAUCGUGAUUUGCAUCUCUAUCCAUUCAAUCAAACGGCAUGACC
Gaeumannomyces tritici R3-111a-1 is the source of this 1839-nucleotide messenger RNA. Its product is annotated as Sec20 domain-containing protein. Gene Ontology annotation, molecular function: SNAP receptor activity. Lineage: Eukaryota; Fungi; Ascomycota; Sordariomycetes; Magnaporthales; Magnaporthaceae. The record is from RefSeq and is a predicted model, not a curated record. Bases 153 to 1475 code for a protein of 440 amino acids. The transcript has 2 exons. Gene Ontology annotation, biological process: retrograde vesicle-mediated transport, Golgi to endoplasmic reticulum. Gene Ontology annotation, cellular component: SNARE complex; endoplasmic reticulum.